Molecule: messenger RNA, 1862 nt
Organism: Corticium candelabrum
Lineage: Eukaryota; Metazoa; Porifera; Homoscleromorpha; Homosclerophorida; Plakinidae
Exons: 10
Coding region: 314-1648 (444 amino acids)
Biological process (GO): signal transduction; positive regulation of transcription by RNA polymerase II
Cellular component (GO): nucleus
Molecular function (GO): transcription cis-regulatory region binding; protein binding
Source: RefSeq, a predicted model, not a curated record
UACACGUGGUCUACAUAAACAUGUAUCGCGCAGUCGCGCUAUCAUAUUGAGCUACUAGCUUUGCAGGAUCCGCACGCUUCACUCCGCUUCUCUUUCCGCACGUCUCUAGCUACCACGCAAGACAGUCGUCACUAAAACUGGUCACUACAGUUUCCCUCUGCUCACUGUUUGGCUGCUGCACGUGGAUUCAGCUGCUCUCUCAAACAAUCGCAACUAAAUCAUUCCUAAUAGUUUUUUUGCAAUUGAUUAUGAAAUCUGUGUGCUGGCACUAUAAACACUUUGUCAAUUACUUGAACUUGAGAUUGCAUAGUUAAUGAUGAAGAGACUUCACAGAAAGAAACACAAAAAUAGGUUGACCUACAAUGUCAAUCCAGUCAAUGAUGCUCAACAAAUUGAGUUGGUCGAGCAACGAGUGAGAGUUUUACGCCAGCAGCCUUGCUCAGAUCAGUCUUGCUCAGAUCCUGCCAGAGAUUAUUUGGUCAAAUGUCUGUACGAAUUUUCCAAGAGUGGAUCUAUUGCAGUCUGUGAGUUUAUCUUGAAAUCCGGUGGUAUACAUCCUGAUUUGCCCAUGAAGGAACUUGCUUGGGAUCAGAGCUCUAUACACGGUGCUACAAGGCACGGUCAGAUUGGUAGCAUUGAUCUGCUUUUGAAGUUUGGUGCAAAUGUUGAUAUGCCCGAUGGACUUGGACAUACAUCGUUGUAUAUUGCUGUUCUGCAACAAGAUAGAAAGUGUGUUCGAUGUCUGCUUCAACAUGGGGCCAAUCCUAAUGCUGUGAGCAGCGAUGGCACGCCUCUGGAUCGGGCUCGUCAGUUAGCAAAUGGUCGUGAUCUGGUAGAGAUGAUGUUAGCACAUUGUAGAGGCAAAGCAGAUCUUAACAAAUCUGAAACUUGUGUCCAACAAACAAGGAGCAAAUUCACAGAUUGGUUCAGUUGGCUUUUGCCAAGGCACGGGAAUUCGGUGUCAGUAAACCAAAAUGAAGGUGAACCACUACAAUCUUCUGUUGAUGAAGAACUUGAUGAAGAAUUUGAUGAAGUUGAAACGGUGAAUAACACACAGCAGGCAUGCACUGAUGGUACAGAAAAUUUAACAAUGCAGGUUUCUAUGCUUCAGCAAGAGUAUAGCCAUCUGAAGAAUGAGUUGAAGAAGGUUGUAGAAGAGGUUGUUCAACUGAAAGAGCAAUGUGUUUGUGGGCAGAAGUUUGAAUACCUACCCAUACAAGAGAAGCAGCACGAAUCUCAGCAACAAUUUGAUGCCAUCAAUCAGGAACUGGACUACUUACGUCAGCAAAUUUCUGAAAGACCUGGCCAGUCACUAUUAAGAAAUGAUAAGGAGACAAGACAAUCAGAAGAAACUGCUCUUUGCGUGAGCGACCCACGGGAGAUGUUCUUGCAUUUGGCAAAUCAAGUAGGGAAAGAUUGGAGAAUGCUGGGUCGCUGGCUUGCUCUCGAUGAACAUUACCUAGACAAUAUUGAAAUACAAUACAAAAGUGAAGGCUUGCCAGAGUUCUCAUUCCGGGUGCUGCAGGCUUGGCACACUGGAAAGGGUUGUGAAAAUUCGUGGUGUAAGCUUAUCGACGUGAUGCAGAAGGCAAAUAUGAAGAAUUUAUCAUCAAUUGUUCAGAAAUUUGUGAGGAAACCACGUAGUUGAAUGUACUGAUUUGUGGAUUUGAUUAUUGCAAUGAAACGAUUGCCAUUUGUAGUUGUCUGUUUUUUUAUUUAUUAAUUAAUGCUUUGCUUGUCUUUGAGGUCACAUGAUUUGAACUGACUUUUCAUGUCGGUUUGCAAGUUUGUCUUUCUGAUUUUAUAGCUUACUUUAUUGUAGUUUUAUUUGUUGCUGAUUUGUUCCAUUUAUUUGAAUGAAC